Messenger RNA from Cynara cardunculus var. scolymus (artichoke), 1807 nucleotides. RefSeq names its product pentatricopeptide repeat-containing protein At4g21065-like. The coding region runs from base 1 to 1722 and encodes 573 amino acids. The record is from RefSeq and is a predicted model, not a curated record. The transcript has a single exon. Lineage: Eukaryota; Viridiplantae; Streptophyta; Magnoliopsida; Asterales; Asteraceae. Gene Ontology annotation, biological process: RNA modification. Gene Ontology annotation, molecular function: protein binding; zinc ion binding; RNA binding.
AUGGAAAUCACAACAAUGGCGCAAGCUACACAACUACACGCCCAAUUUCUGAAAUACCCACAAACGGAUCCUCAAAACCUAAGCAAAAUCUUCAAUUUCACUGCUCUAUCUCCUUCUGGUAACCUCACAUACGCACGCCACAUUCUUAACUCUCUACAAACCCCAACCAAUUCGUAUUUCCACAAUACCAUGAUACGAGCUUACUCUGACUCACCUGACCCCAUUCAGUCCAUCUCCCUCUUCCUCACCUUGCAUAAUUGCGAAGACCCAUUGUCUCCUACACCUGACAGUUUCACUUACCCGUUUGUCCUCAAAGCCUGCUCCAAGCUAAAACAAAAAAGAUUCGGUCAGCAGCUCCACGGGUUGAUAUACAAGUCUGGGUUUGCCCUGGAUUUGUAUAUUCAAAAUGCCCUGAUCCAUUUCUAUUCGGGUUGUGAUGAAACGGGACUAGCAUGGAAAGUGUUUGAUAAAAUGCAUGAGAGAGAUGUGGUUUCAUGGACUUCGAUAAUUAAUGGGUUUGUUGAUAAUAAGAGGACUGUUGAGGGUUUAGAAUUGUUCGAGAAGAUGGUAAUGGAGGGUUUUGAACCGAAUGAUGUUACUGUCAUUUCAGUUCUUAGAGCUUGUGCUGAUACUGGAGCUCUAAGUGUAGGCAUAAAAUUGAAUGAAUAUGUUAAUGGUAAAGGAACUGGGUUGAAAAAGAAUGUUGUUACUGCUCUUAUUGACAUGUAUUCAAAAUGCGGGUGCAUAGAUAGUGCAAUGCGAAUUUUCAAUGAAGCUGUCAAUAAAGAUGUUUAUGUUUGGACAGCAAUGAUAGCUGGCCUUGCAAGCCAUGGCCUAUGCAGGGAAGCUAUUGCAUUAUUUGAUCGCAUGGAGAUUGUUGAUUUGAAGCCAGAUGAGAAGACAAUGACUGCUGUAUUAUCGGCUUGUAGGAACAUGGGGUGGGUUGAUAAAGGUUUAACAUAUUUCAAGAACAUCAAGAAAGUAUAUAAUGUAAGACCAACUGUACAACAUUAUGGGUGCAUAGUAGAUUUGCUUGCUCGAGCUGGACGACUAGAAGAUGCUCAAGAGUUCAUCAAAUCCAUGCCCAUUGAACCUGAUGCUGUUCUGUGGAGAUCUUUGAUAUGGGCUUGUAAAGUUCAUGGAGAUACCCAGAGAGUGGAGCAUUUAAUAAAACACGUCGAAGGUUCAAAGAUGGAUUCUACUGAUGAUUGUGGAACUUAUGUGCUGCUUGGUAAUGUGUAUGCAUCUAAAGGGAAAUGGAAGAAUAAAGCAAAGGUGAGGCGGCUAAUGAAUCAAAAAGGGCUUGUAAAGCCAUCAGGGCACAGCCGGAUUGAGAUUGAUGGUGUUAUCUAUGAAUUUAUGGCUGGAAGUACUUGUCACUUUGAGGCGGAAAGCAUUUAUAAGAAGUUGGAUGAAAUAGAGGAGGAAUUGAGGGGCAAUGGUUAUUAUCCAAAACUAUCAGAGGUUUUGCUUGAAAUAGACGAUGAAGAGAAAGCAUCACAGCUACUUCACCACAGUGAGAAGCUUGCAGUCUCUUUUGGACUGAUAAAAGCCAAGCCAGGGACCAUAAUUAGGAUUGUAAAAAACCUACGAUCUUGUGAGGACUGCCACUCUUUCAUGAAAUAUAUUUCGAGUGUUUACCAACGAGAGAUAUUAAUUAGGGAUCGCAUACGUUUCCAUCAUUUCAGGAAUGGAGAGUGCUCUUGUGGGGAUUAUUGGUAAUAUGAACAAUAAAAAUAGAUGAGUGUGAGUGAAAGCAAAAGUUUCUGACUGAAUCAUAGAUGCAACCUGGACUUGGAAGUUAUGU